Messenger RNA from Prorocentrum cordatum, 693 nucleotides. The record is from the annotation of a GenBank genome assembly. NCBI's taxonomy places the organism in Eukaryota, Dinophyceae, Prorocentrales, Prorocentraceae.
CCAUCCCGGCUCAAGGGUGUGCAGGGAGCAGCGCGUCACGCGCCAGCCAUGGGCAAGGUCAAGCAGGUCCGCCGCCGCCUGGCGAAUUUCUAUAAUUGGCGCGUGAGCGUGACGUUGACUGAUGGCCGCGUCUUGGUUGGCGUGCUCAUGGCCGUGGAUCGUCACGUGAAUCUUGUUCUGUGCAAUACUGAGGAGUACCGCAAGUACAAGGUCAAGGGCAAGCCCGAGGGCAAGGAGCUGAAGCGCAUGCUCGGCUUCAUCGUGCUCCGCGGCCAGAACAUCCUGUACGUCCAGCCGGAGGAGAUGGGCAAGGACGAGCUCGUUGAGACGGACAAGCCGAAGAAGGUCAAGGCGACAGCGAAGGCACCUGCGAAGGCGGCGGCGCCGCCGGGCCUCCCCGGCUUGAUGGGCAGCCUGCCCGGGCUUGCGGGCCUUCGCCCCCCCGGCAUGCUCCCGGGCAUGCCGGGCCUCCCGGGCCUCCCGGGCCUGCCCGGCAUGCGCCCCGGCGGCCUCCCGGGCUUCGGCUUCCCGGGCCUCGGCGGCCUGCCAGGCAUGCCGGCGCUGGCGAAGCCGGGGGGGCUGCCCGCCAUGCCGGGCCUGGGCGGCAUGCCGGGCCUGGGCGGCACCAUGCCGAACUUGGCCGCCAUGAUGGGCAAGGCGGGCAUGCCCGGCAUGCCCUCGCCGCGCCCCUGA